Molecule: messenger RNA, 1940 nt
Organism: Rhizophagus irregularis DAOM 181602=DAOM 197198
Lineage: Eukaryota; Fungi; Glomeromycota; Glomeromycetes; Glomerales; Glomeraceae
Source: RefSeq, a predicted model, not a curated record
AUUUAUAUCACACCCCAGUUAAACCGUAUUUUACAAUUUAUUAAUAUGCAUUGGCGUGAUAAAUAGAAGGCGACGAAGACUUUUUUGUUAAAGAUUAAAUAAAACAAAAAAUUUAGAAAUUCAACCUUCUAUUUUUUUUUUAACGCGUUUUUAAAUAAUGACUUCUCAAACAGAAAAAAAUACAGCCGAAGAAGACUCGGACAUAAUCGAAUUUUUGAACCGUAAAUUGGCGAAUCUUACAGUGAAUUCUGAUGCUACGGAAGUUCUCGGGAGCAGCGACGGUUUACCAGUUUGUGAAGUUUCAACACUACUACCACAAUACUCACAGGAAAUUUUAUCUGCUCUUUAUUCUAACAAUACUGUGUUACGACUCGCUGCAGUUGUUAGACUUCGUAAAUAUUUAUCUUUGCAGAAUGUUGAUGAAAGAGUCGAUAAUGUCCUCUCAUUGAACAUAAUAUCAUUAUUAAUUGAAUUGCUUGAAAACUUCGAUGAUCAUUUAUUACAGUAUGAAACAGCCUGGAUAAUCACCAAUAUAGCUGCUGGCUCUACACAACAUACUGAAGCUCUUGUUGCAGGUGGUGUAACACAACACCUUAUUAAAGUGUUAUCAAUUUCCAACAAUAUUGAAGUUCAAACUCAGAUCAUAUGGGCAUUGGGCAAUAUUGCCGGAGAUGGAGCUGUAUUUAGGCAUAUUAUAUUAUCUGCAGGUGUACUGGAUCCUUUACUUUAUAUUUUAUCAAAUUAUGAAAUAUAUGAUUACAUGGCCGUAAGAAUCACAGUUUGGGCUACUGCAAAUAUGUGUCGUGGUUGUCGCUGUUCAGAUCCAUCAUGGUCAUUGAUUACACCAGCUUUCCCUAUUCUGGCUAAUAUGGUACAGCUUAAUGACGCGGAAAUUAUUUCUGAUGCUUGUUGGGGAAUGUCUAGAAUAUUGAAUGGCACUCAUAAGCAUAGAGAACAUGCUUUAGUAAGUGACAAUUCAUUAUGUCGUCGCUUAGUAGAUCUUCUUAGGGAGGAUAGUCUUACAUCCACUGUACAUUUGCCUGUGUUACGAACAUUAGUGAAUAUCGCAUCAGGGGCAGAAAAACAAACGCAGGCAGUGAUAGAUGCCGGAGCAUUAACUGUUUUAACAACGUCAUAUUUAUCGACUAAAAAUUUAACGCUAAGGAGAGAUGCAUGUCUUGCUGUAUCAAAUGUAGCUGCUGGCACAUAUUGUCAGGUAAACGCUGUAUUAAAUGAGCCAAAUUUAAUGGAAAAUGUUGUCGCUUUGCUUUGGGACAGUGAUGUGAAAGUUGUGAAGGAAGCAUGCUGGGUUUUAAGUAACUCUACGAGUUUGCAUGAUUCUGGUCACAUCAACUUAAUCUUACAAUAUGAUAUCCUUACUCCUCUUCUUCAUCAUUUACGUAAUCCAUCAACACCUCAAGAGAUAAUGAACAAACUUAUUGACACGUUAAUUAAUAUUCUUUCAGUUGGUGAUAUGUCCAGUUCUUCUCCUCCUCCACCUUCACAAAAUGCAUAUGCUGAUCAAUUAGCAGCUUCAGGAUUAGUUAAAGCGUUACUUAUCGCUCACAACCAUCAAGGAUUGUCGGAAACAAUAAAAGAGAAAAUAAGAAGUUUAUUAGAAAGAUGGUUCUAUGGAUAUUUGCGUAGCAAUGAGCAAGGAAAUGAGGAUGAUGAUGGAAUAGAUAUAGCGUCCAUUGAGGAGCGUGUUGGUAGAUUAAGAAUUAAUAUGGAAGGUGUUGAUGUCUUUUAAAUAUUUGAAAUAUGUUUUGGACAAACAGACAUUUAUUGAAAUAUAGAAUGUUUAACUUCAAAGGUUCGAUUAUUAUUAAUUUUUUAAAGGUUAUACUUUCACUAUCAAAAAUAAUACGUAUAACAUUAGUCCUGAUAAUGUUGCUAUUAACGAACUUAUUUUAAAUUUAAAUAUAUAUUAUAUAAUAAAG